GGGCGGCACAGAACCCCCGCGGCCGCCACUCCCCGACCGGGAGCCGCUCGUCCCGCGCUCCCCUUGUCUUCUCCUCGCGAUGUGCCCGUUCCACACGGUCCCUCAGCUCCCGGAGCUUGCCUGGUUCUCUUGGCCUGCGAGGGGCCUGAGCAGGUAUGAGGUCUCGAGUCAGAACUUGGUGGUGAGAACGGCAACUCCUUUUCUAUCAUAGGGUUAGAUUUGCAUUCAGAAGGAAAAACUACGUGCAGCAGAGGGAAAGAAGUUUAAUGAAUGAAGUGUGAGGUAAAGGAAGACUGGCAAAACUUCUCUGAAUGCUUAUGGCAAAAGAGGGAAGUUUAGGGGUGCCCUCAUUUCGGUGUACAGCUUCCUUGUGAGAGGAGGCAGGCGGGCAGCACUGAUCUGUGUGGCAGAACCCGAGGGACCGGCCUCAAGUUGUGUCAGCGGCGUUUUAGAUUGGAUAUUAGAAAAAGGUUCUUCACACAGGGGAUGCCUGGGCAAUGGAGGAGGUUCUGCAGAGAAGCAGUCACAGCACUAAGCCUGACAGAGCUCAAGGAGCAUUUGGACAAUGCUCUCAGGCGCAUGGCGUGACUCUUGGGGACACUGUGCAGGGCCAAGAGUUGGACUUGGUGGUCCUUGUGGGUUCCUUCUAGUUGAGAACAUUCUGUGCUUUGUAAAUGCCAUGGUCAGUCGUCGCUACAGAGCAGCAGUCAUUGCUUGAAAUCCAAGUUUACAGGGCGGGCAUUAGAGCCAACCUUGGUUAAGUUUCUCUCCUCCUUUGUGAGCAGAAAUUAUGUGUUUCUUUAUGCUAACCAUUCAAGUACAAAAUUGUCUCCUGGAAAACAAAAUCACUUGAAACACCUGUGAUGCCAUUAUGUUUUGUUUGAAUUACGGAAUGCAAAAUAGGCUGACUCUCUUUUCUGAGAUGGCAGACCACUGAAAUGCAGUAUUGUGUUUUUAACUUGCAAUUUUUCUUUCAGGUAGAAGAACUCACUAAAGAAGUCCAUAAUAGAAAGGAGAAAGAUACGUCUAGUGUAGAAGUACAGACAGAGGACUGUGCUGCAUGGUCACAAGCAGCAGAUUAUUACUACUAUGAAAAUUAUUACAAUCACACUGAUACUCAAGACUGUGCAUCUGAACUACCAGUGCAGCACAGUCAUGGGAGUGAAGGCACUGAGCAUAACUCCACAGAGGAAUCAGAGGCAGGUGUUAAUAUUCCGCUGAGGAAGGAUAGCACCAGAGCUAUUGAAGGUGGAGAAGAUGAAAAUUUCGUCCAGAAUUCACAGGAGACAGAAGAAACUUCAGUACCAGAGGGUUCUUUGGCAGAGAGCUUGAGAGCUGCUGCAGAGGCUGCUGUUUCACAAACUGGAUUUAUAUAUGAUGAAAAUACAGGAUUGUAUUAUGACCAUAGCACUGGAUUCUACUACAAUUCAGAAAACCAACUUUAUUAUGACCCAGCCACUGGAAUUUAUUACUACUGUGAUGUGGAAAGCGGCCGAUACCAGUUUCAUUCACGAGUGGAUCUGCAGUCUUACCAGGCCUCUGGUACUAAGCACACCAAGGAUAAAAAGGGGAAAAAGAAGAGAAAAGAACCAGAGUGGAUUGCUGCAGAUGAGUAUAAGGAUUUGGACACAGAAGAGCAGAAAUCAUCUAACAGUCUGAAUUGCUUUUCCACCACCGAGCAAGUUAGUUCUACUGAAGAAGAUGAGUCUCCAAAUGUAAGAAAGAAGACUAAAAUGGACACAAAAACACUAAACAGUCUGACAGCCAAAGAACCCAUUUCUACAGAUGAUAUAAAUUCACAUUCACACAAAAGUACGCCAGAUGCUGCAGCGCAUACAGAUGACAGUAGAACAGCAGACACAGAGAGUGAACCAGAAGAAGGUGAAAUUACAGAUUCUGAGUGUGAAACCUACAGUGAAGAGGAAUUAACAAGUGAAGAAACUGGUGAUUCAGAAUACUCAGAAAAUGAAGAUGAAGAAAAGAUCUGGCCUCCUUGUAUCAGAGUUAUUGUAAUAAGAUCACCAGUUCUACAGACUGGGUCACUUUAUAUUAUCACUGCUGUGAAACCUGCUACAAUUGGAAGAGAAAAAGAUGUUGGACACACACUUCAGAUUCCUGAAGUUGGAGUCAGUAAGUUUCAUGCAGAAGUGUAUUUUGACCACGAUUUGCAAAAUUAUGUUCUUGUGGAUCAAGGCAGUCAGAAUGGAACAGUUGUUAAUGGAAAUCAGAUUCUCCAGCCUAAAACAAAGUGUGAUCCCUACAUCCUGGAGCAUGGAGAUGAGGUGAAGAUUGGCGAAACCGUGCUUUCUUUUCAUAUUCACCCCGGCAGUGAUACUUGUGAUGGAUGUGAACCAGGACAAGUUAGAGCACAUCUUCGCCUGGACAAGAAAAAAGAGUCUUCUGUUUGUCCAGCACUUAGCAAAGAAGAGAGAGAGCUAGUCAGAAGAAAAGCAUUAAAACAAAUACGGGUAAAAUAUGGUUUACAGAACACAGAAUAUGAAGACAACAAGGCAGUGAAAAAUCCAAAAUACAAAGACAGAGCAGGAAAACGCAGAGAGACCGUUGGAAGUGAAGGAACCUUCCAGAGAGAUGAUAGUUCAGCUUCUGUUCAUAUUGAAAUCAGCAACAGCAACAAAGGACAUAAAAUGUUGGAGAAGAUGGGAUGGAAGAAGGGGGAAGGUCUGGGAAAGGAUGGUGGUGGCAUGAAGGAUCCGAUCCAACUGGAGUUACAUCAGAAGCAUGCAGGUUUAGGUACUAGGCGACCAGCCUCAAUUGAAGAUGUUCAGCUUGUCCAGAGCAAGAAUAAAAAGAACUGGGAUAAAGCAAGAGAGAGGUUUGCUGAAAACUUCCAAGACCCUAAAUCACAAAGGGAUACAGCUAAGAGUACACUUUGGGUUAGAGGGACUGUAGACUGAACUGUCUAGUCCCACAGCAGGGUAAUUCCUGAGUAUAAAUAGUUGGCAGAGAAUUUAUUUUUUUUAUUUUUGCUUUUGCUAAAGCAGGAGUUUGGUUAUAUGUAAAAUACUGUUGUGGAAAAACUUAUUCAAGAUUAACUCUGUUAUGUUAUUUGGUUUUCUCUAGUCUUCAUGCUUUUAUACACAUUUUUAAUACAAUAUGAAUGGAGUUUAGAGGGAUAUUCAAAUUUAAGUACUUGAAAAUUAUUUUGAUCAGAAACAGGAAUCUUCCAUUGUGUUUUUACACUUCACAGAAAGUUACACAAAACAUCUGUUACACUUAAAUAUAUCUUUAACACUUGAACAGUGGUUUAAAAUCAAGAUGAAAAAAUAAAUCCCCCAGAUCCCUAGUAAAAAAAGUACCGUAUUGCUAUUUCUUCAUGUUUGCCAUACGUGCUUGACAAGAGGCACACCACUCUUAAAUUCACACAGUUCAGUACUAGCUAUGUCUCAGCAUACAUUUGGCAAAGGAAGAGGGGGAAAACACUUGUUUUUAAACAAUUCAUCAUUACUGGUCAAAAAUACCAUACUCCAUGAAAUAAACUACCAGCAUUAGUGAAGAAAACAAUGUUCAGAGACAGCUUAUAGCAAAAUUUUCUUCUGUGAAGAACUUGUUUGGGAUUUGUUUAGUAAAUCUGUAUCAUGCCUUUAAAGGAGGUAUGUUUGGAAAACAGCUGUCUGUUUGUAUUUAUUAACUUCUUUUUCUGAUACAUCCAUUGCUGGCAAUGGAAUUUAUGCCAGAAAAAAACAACACAAAUAACUGAUUUUUGAUGGGGAAAGAUUUCCAAACUGAAGCUAAAAGAUUGGUAUUUAUUGAAUGUUCCUAAACACAAUAAAAAUCAUUGUCAAUUUA
This is a messenger RNA of Haemorhous mexicanus (house finch), 3807 nucleotides long. RefSeq names its product angiogenic factor with G-patch and FHA domains 1 (gene AGGF1). The transcript is spliced from 13 exons. The record is from RefSeq and is a predicted model, not a curated record. The coding region runs from base 939 to 2915 and encodes 658 amino acids. NCBI's taxonomy places the organism in Eukaryota, Metazoa, Chordata, Aves, Passeriformes, Fringillidae. Gene Ontology annotation, molecular function: protein binding; nucleic acid binding.